Pecten maximus is the source of this 2256-nucleotide messenger RNA. Its product is annotated as WD repeat-containing protein 81-like. Gene Ontology annotation, biological process: aggrephagy. The transcript has 8 exons. The record is from RefSeq and is a predicted model, not a curated record. The annotation marks the transcript as partial. Gene Ontology annotation, molecular function: phosphatidylinositol 3-kinase regulator activity. Gene Ontology annotation, cellular component: mitochondrion. Lineage: Eukaryota; Metazoa; Mollusca; Bivalvia; Pectinida; Pectinidae.
UGACUGAUGACUUCCGUCAGUUCGGGGACAGGUGUAAGGAUGGAGCACCGAGAUGAAAUUUCUAGAGCGUUGAACAUCCCGAGGGAAUAUACCAGACGUAUCUCCAAAACUAGGGUCGUCUGUUUGGUGUCUGAUGACUGGCUGCAGCUUGCUCUUCAGGGUAAUGUUGACGGACACAAAUGGGGGCAUCUGUUGACAGUACCAGAGUGUGAUCGUCUCCUUGCUCUGUCUACCGGCACGACACAACAUCCAUGGCUGAGAAUAUCUGUCAAAAGCAUACUUAAAUCUGAUCAACUGAUCGAUUGGCCCCAGGAUGAAGCCAUGUAUAACCCGGAGCUUGAUGCCUCACUGCUCGGACAUCUGUCAGAGACAAGUAAGGAAAACUUCCAGAACUUAUGGAGAUCUGCAUAUGAGCGUUACCAUGGGGGCGAGGAGGACAAGAUGACACACAGACAGACACAGUUUACGGAAGCAGUGAGACAAUACCUCCAACAAAUUCAUCCCCACGCUUAUAACAGUCUCAACAAACACAAAAACCACCAAGUGGAUCCACCUUCAGACCGACUUACUGUGCCCUCAACUUUUCUCCAGAAUACUGUUCCAAUCUUAACCAUAGUUGAAACAGAUGUGUAUUUUCACCUUAUACAGCCAUACUUUGCACAAUCUCUUCAUGAUGUGGUGACUUUUAGUCCUUCAAUAUUUGAAUCGUCUUUCAGCAAGCCUCUCUUUGUGUUGUACCAGAUACUUCAGUCCAUGAGAAUGUUCCACAAGCACGGAUUGUCAGCAGGCGAUCUAAACAUGAGGAAUAUUUUGAUAGAUCAUAAGCUGUGGGUGUAUCUUGCUAAUGUACCGGUGGGACUUAUAUGUCCGAGUGCUGGGUCUGGUGGCUCUCAAGACUCGGACACCCUUAAUACCCUGGAAAGUCAGCCGGCUACAUUAGCUGGCCAGACUGGAGACCAGGUUAUGACAGGUCCUUUACUUCAGAGACUUCGCAGUGAAAGUGACACUAUGGUAGAGGAUGCACGAAAAUAUUUACAGUCUAGUCAAAAUUUGAAAUUUGAAAUUAAAUAUCUUCCUGAUUUUGUAGAACAGUGGGUUAAUAGGAAGAUAAGUAAUUUCAGAUACCUAAUGGUGCUAAACACACUAGCAGGAAGAAGAGCGGGUGAUCCAAAUCAUCACCCAGUCUUGCCGUGGGUCAUGGACUUUUCUGGCCCUGAUUAUGGCUUCCGUGAUUUGAAAAAAUCCAAAUAUAGACUAAACAAGGGAGAUAAUCAACUUGAUUUGACGUAUGAAGCAUUUUCAGGUCUCUCGGAUGAUUCUCACAUUCCUCAUCAUGUUUCUGAUGUUUUAUCGGACAUAACAUACUAUGUAUAUAAAGCAAGACGCACACCAAAGUCCAUUCUGUGCACACAUGUAAGAUCCCGGUGGGUUCCAAAUGAGUAUCCCAGUAGUAUGCAAAGGAUGCAAGAAUGGACUCCAGAUGAAUGUAUACCUGAAUUCUUCACUGAUCCUACCAUUUUUACAUCUAUGCACGAGGACUUGCCUGACCUUGAGUUACCUCCCUGGAGCAAGACUGCGGAAGACUUCAUCAGUAAACAUAUGGAGGUUCUAGAAAGUGAGCAGGUAUCCAGCUGCCUCCAUCACUGGGUUGAUCUCACCUUUGGCUUCAAGCUGACAGGAUUGGCUGCCGUGAAGUCGAAGAAUGUGAACCUACAGUUGGUGGAUGAGCAUAAACAUGUGACAAACAGGGGUGUUGUACAGUUGUUCAAUGUGCCCCACCCUCACAGGAUCCCAGUCUCCCAAAGGACCGGACACAAGCCUCCGAGGCUGCUGAAGAAUAUGCUGCCAUCUCAGAUGCUGGGUGAUCUGGUAGAGGAUAUAAGCUCAGGUGACAAAAGGUCGUCUGGAACAAGUCAGACAGUCAAUGCCCAGCGCCCUGAACUAGCCACCAUCCGUCUUCCCAAGUCUUAUGACCCAGUAUCUGAGCUGGAUCAGCUAGAGUCUCUGUACAGCUUCUCUAGUAGUACCAUGAGGGAGCUACCACACUCCACCUGUGUAAAGACUGCUCCUUCCCCGGUGAAUGGCUCCUCAAGUGUCCUGACACGUGACAUGCAGGCCUUUGGCUGUCUAGUGUGUGAGAUGUUCCUGGCAUCCUCUCUCCACAUGCAGCCCACAAAGACCUCCCUAACUCACCGAUACAAUGUCCUCAAGUCAACGUUUAGGGAAGGACAUGACAGCUUUCCCAGGUACAUUGUU